Spirometra erinaceieuropaei is the source of this 20185-nucleotide messenger RNA. The record is from the annotation of a GenBank genome assembly. NCBI's taxonomy places the organism in Eukaryota, Metazoa, Platyhelminthes, Cestoda, Diphyllobothriidea, Diphyllobothriidae.
AUGCUCCUCGGCGAAAUACUCUAUAUCCUUCGAUACCGCGUGUAUGUGGAGACCUGGAGUGGUAAGUCCAGCUUUAUCUUCGUGCUCUCGUUCUCUAAACCAAUUUAGCGAUUAUCUCCAUUUUUGCGCUUGAUCUGACCCUUCUUUUUUAUUUAGAAAAAUACUUGUCGGGCGCUAUUGAUAUUCGACAUAGGCAAAACGAUUAUUAUUAGUGAACCUUUUGUAUGUAUUUUCGAGAAAUCGAUGGUAGAUUUUACUUGGGCGUCAAAAAGUAAUCAAGAAUUAAUAUUACCUAAGUAGUGUAUUGUUCAUGCACGAGAUCUCUGCAGGUGUUCGCGGAGAUUCUUCUUCGGAAGUCAUGGUGCUAACUGCGUGUGCUCCGUGUUUAUGAAUAUUGUCAAUACAGUUAUUAAUCCUUCCCAUUUUAAGGAUUAUUUAAGAGGUAGGUUUGUGGUCGACAAUUUUCAGAGCGCAUUCUGUGUGCGCACUGCGCAGGCACCUUUACUUACUUUUUGAAAAGCAUGUACGAGAGUUUUGAGUGAUCGGGUGUCUGACUCUCUCAAAUGAUGAACUCCACCACUGUCCAACGAGGUGGACUCAACGGUGAAUUUACGCCUGAACUUGUUCAUAAUGGAACCGACUUUGACUGCAACCACCUCACAUUCUACUUUGAAGUGUAUCGCACUUUGAUGGCAAAACUAACUCGGGAGGAUCGAAUCUUGCAGACGUAAAACAUGCGUAAAGGCCAUAUUAAGAGAGAGAGAGAGAGACCCUCGUUCAAAGAAUGGGAUCCCGAGUUGUUCCCUUCAACUGGAAAACUUGAAAGCCGCAACUGCCUGCACCUCCUUAUAGGUCCAAAUGCGCCACAUUUUUGUAGUGAGGAAUGAUCUGCUUUGCCAUGCCAAGGGAUUUUCAGAACUAGCCUCACCAUCUUCUCCUUCUUUAAUUGACUCGAAGUUCAACCGUUGUUACCGACGAUGCCCCACCACGAUGUGCUCCACAGCAGGAUAGGCACAGGCACGGUGACUUGCGCGUGAAUUAGUUCGUAGUGACAACAGUCUUGUUCGUCAUCCACUACAUCCUCCUGGGCCCGCUGUUAAGAGGGUCAAGAAGACCAGGGGCGGGGUCGGGCGCAGAUAUCUGGCGCGGCGUGAGCCUGCGCCCAGGUGUGUAUGACGUUCGUUAUGGGUACGCAGUCCACUAACGCGUACUAGAUCCCGAUCCCCCACGUAUUAGUUCAGCGCAACUCCUGAAUGGUCCGUUGUAGGGGCUGCCAGCAAGUAACUAGUGAUUUGCCGGAGCCCUUCAGACAGUUGUCGAUAAGAUUGGGUACAGAGGCGGAAGUGGCAUCUGGCUCCAUCUGACAGUUGGCACACUUCUGUGCGACAGAAGUUUAGGACCCACGCAGACUUAUCGCAACUCGUCAAACGCAUUGCAUGGGCCGAUUUGACCCCAGCUUUGGUCCAGCCCAACACUAGUGCAGUCCACUUGACUCUGCGUCUUGAGUGGCCUCUCAUUCGCCAAAGCUCCACCCGCUGCCAUCUGUCAGAAACUUCGACCCUCAACCUGAUGUGCCGGAGUGGGGAACGGGGACGCCGACUUUUGAAUUCGGCAACUAAAGAAAACCACCCCACCGCCCAACCGUCCAAUGCAACUUCUGUCCAAUGGGCAAUAGCUUAAUCAGGCUUUGGGUCGACCGGAGGGUUUUGUCUGCGCGUUCUAGGAGCAUUUUAUGAAGUCCAGUGACACUGCGGGAAUUUAUUUCCUCUUGAACAACAGAACCAACACGCUUGAUUUCGUGAACCAUUUCGUGACUGAUGCCUGGUGUUACUCAGACGUAACCAGGUCUUUUACGUUGCUGAUUUUGUUCUCUUGGCGUCCGAUCGUUUGAACUGAGCGGGAUCUAGUCUUUAAAGCUGACCCCUCCAAAACUCGCUUCUUCGUUCACAUGCGCGCACUUUUAUACUAGUAGAAUUUGACACCGCUUCCCUUUGACGCGAUUGUCAACUUUUCAUGUCAGACCUGAAGCUAUAGCUAUUUUAAGUGUACUCAGUCUUUUCAUGCAUCUUGAUGACUCACGUCUCGACGUUUAAUGGCAGUGAGCCGAGGAUGUCAGAUGGCGACAUGCCACAUCCUUCAAAGCGACCUAAUCAGUCUGAAAUUGCAUCCAUCACAAGCAGCUAUUGCACGCCGGGCUUGACAGAGGCGUGAACUUGAAGCAUGGCAGAAACUUGGGGUCGACCCUUGACUCCUUCUAGGGCGGGUGUUUAGUUGAUGCACCAACUAUGGGAAACUUGGUUUCUAUCAAUUUUGGCCCUUGUGGACAUCUUAGUGAUUCUGGCCUUUCGAAAUGUCCUUUUACCUGUAAGGUAAAUGGGUCAGUAUCAUUGCGCCUAGAGGUUAAAGACCUGAUUUACUAUUACUGACCUAAUUUAUUGUUCACGAAAUCACUAAUCUUCUUCGCAGGCCUAUGCGACUUUCGAGUAAAAACCGCCUCCGAUCCCAACUACCCCCCAGUGUUACUUCACCCGCUUUUUAUAACCGCGAAGAUUCAUUUUUAUAUUAUUUUAUUGCUUUACAAAGUUUCACAGAAUCUUUUGGGUAAACACAAGAAAAUAGUGCGAUUUAAACCUAACCUCUUGGCUUAAGUAUAAACACGCAUUUCUAUUUUCUAAACACUAGUAGCUCAGCGAAGCUGCAUGCUCAGAACGCACAAGAGGGCUGAGUACCACCGAUCUGUUUCGUUUGAUUUUGUUUAUUCUUCUAUGUAAACUCUCUUGGUAGCAUUUUUUUCCAGACGGAUCUAAGGCAUUUGUUUUCGAAUUGCGGCGGGAGCUUACUCUCAACGGAGUGACGAUACCGUCACAUUUGUGCGGCCAGGCGCUGAUUUCAGGGCUACUUUGCAGCCUGUGUAUUAGUGGACAGUUUCCUGAGAUUUGAGAAUGGCACAAUGAAACCGUAGGGUCACCCAAAAGUUACAAAUGUCCUAGAGACUACGGGUGUACUAAUGGGCUGGAAGACGUUUAUCCCUGCACUUUUUGCUUUUUGUAUGACAUCGCCUACGAGAACUCUAACUCGGACCUUUAGGUCAAAUCACAAAGCUCAUUAUUAGCCCUGUAAUGAGGAUAAUUUCCAAAUAUUUGGUCUGCAUUUAGUUUAUUUCAUGGUUGAAUAGGAAGGGCUGACAGCAGUAAGCCAUACAGGAUGAUUUCAGACUCCCUUGUCUUUGUCAGCAAAACUUAUCACAAUCGAACUUCGUUAUCAUUUUCUGACAAUUUAGUAGGACCUUUGUGCCUCUAACACCAAUCUGCAAAGUGAUGCUUGUCUAUCCGAACUUUCCGUUCAACACCAUUAGGUUCCACUGUGGUAGCUAGCGUGUUCAAUUUAACUGCUUGCUUUAUAGUACCUUUGUUCUUAUGGUGGAGUUGCUACCUCUAGAACCUUCGGCCUAUUCUUUUUGCUCUAUAGGCUGCGAUUUUUUGGAAGCUCUGUCGGAUUGGGGUAUCUUCUUCAGACUUGGCGUUCCCGGUAUCUUAAUGAUUGCCCUUGAGGAGUGGUGUCUAGAACUGAAUACAUUUGUUGCCGGUAAGCCCCACUCCUCUGUUUUUACUUACCCACUUUGGACGGCAUUCUUGACAUGGGCUACGUUCAGUUGUAAAAUUCGCACAUUUCAACUCUUUUUUUCUCCCUUCUAGGUACCAUGAGUGAGGAAGUUCUGGGUGCCCAGGCCAUCGCAUUCCAGAUUCAGUCUAUUAUUUACAUGGUAAGUUCUUGUUGCUGUCUGAGGUGUCUGUCCAAUCUUCGAAAAGCAUAUUAUUUAAAGGAACCGUUUAAAUCGAAAAACUUCACAUGCGAGUUGCCACUUUGCCCUUACACAAACUAGCCUUCUCUGACCCUCGGUGCUUUGACAAUCACUUGGGCGCUCCAAAAUAAACUCAUUCAUGGAAAAUUGUUGCUGAUAACUAGGCAAGCUGGAAUGAACUUCCCUGCCCUACUGGCUGCCCUCAUCCAGUGAUUCCCAAACCCCAGUCCCUGGUGCGUUUGAAAUUUGAAUCUAGACCCGGUGGGCAAUAGUACGUCUUGUGACAGUCAAGGAAAUCUUCUCAACUGUAAUCGCAUGUAAUAAGUUCUUUCCAGUCCACUGGCAGAAGUCAAAGUUGCCGCGUGUCUGGAGUGGUUCAACAAAUAGUCAGGCAAAUACACGAUGACCCGACGGCCAUCACAAAGCGCAACGAAUAGAAUUUGGAAACCCUAUCAACGACAGCUAGGGUGAAGUGAGCCAUGAGGAAUGCUUGAAAGCGCAUGACUACAGACGCUGUCGUUCUGCUGCUCCGAAUUGCUGGGGAUACCAGCACAUGUUACUUGGCGUCUGUUGGUGGCGGAGACGGGGACUGGAGGUAAUCUGCCGACGGCCUCCUGAUCGCUCCCGGUCCUCAGUAGUGAAUGUACUGAGUAGAGCACUCAGUUGUUUAACUAACUGCUCCGGCUGGUCCAGGUAUAGGUCAGACCCUUAAGAAGUUGAGUUGGCGGUAUGAUUGGUGCUAUGAGUUUCAACAACUCUCAACGCCAUGAUUUUAUUGACAAGCUCUGCUAGUUCCUUAAGCUUCAUUGAGAAACUGCCAGGACUGUCUGGGCUCCGGGUGGUGCGUGUUGCGAAAAACGUUGACAGAGAAUUGUGGUCUCGAACUCGCGUCCGCCAAAAAGCUGCUGCAGUUGUGACCGUUUCCAGUCGCCAAGUUUCUCGCCAUUCGGUGUGAGGAGAACGGGUAUUGAUUUCUCGCAUUGCGACAUCAAACUGGAACUUGAUGAAAGGCUCCUGUUGCUGCCGACGGGAUGGGUCACCAAUGUGUGGCAGCGAAGGCUAGCUGUUCAACUGUAACCACGUGCAAUAAGUUCUUUGCCGUCUAAUGGCAGAAACCAGACUGCUGUGCGUGUUAGUACUCUUAUUCUGUGAGUCAACAGUCGCCUUGACUUGGCGACUUGUUCGUAAGUCAGAACAAGGUGGAUUUUGUCUGCAUAUCUGACACACACGUGCCAACAUGAGUGAUUGGUUGAGUUAUUUGUGUUUGACGUGUGAUUGGUUGGCCUGCGACUUAAGUCGAGACUGCAUGAUCACGAGAUGCCGCGGUAGGCAACCCUUGCCUGCCGACGCACCGGAGGUGCCUGUUUGUGGGCGCAGCUGGGCCAGGGGCGCCUCAGGUGAACCCCGAGGGGUGGCCGUGCGUUGGAAGCACACUUGCAGAUCAGCUCGGCUGUUGGGGCCGUGGACUUACAGCCAGGCGGCGGCGCGGCUGACGUGUCGUAAGGCCUCGGUUUGCUGCGUGGCCCACGUGCGCAAAAGUUUUGGACUCACUUAACGGCGCACGCAGGCCUGUACGCUCCCCCCCCCUCCGUUUUAUGCUUGUGCUGACCCACGGAGCACCCAUUGAAGACUGCGAGUGCGCCGCUGGCUGCGCCUUCGUACCGCGUGACAAAGGAGCAGUUAUCGUCACAAUGGCGCGUCCCUUGGCACAAAGUCCCAGUGUGUAGAAUUGGUUGAUUCUUCCCACUCCCAAGUGAUACUCCUCAUCCGUCUCAGAAAUAAUCUUACUAACAUUAUUUGCCACCAAUUGAAACUCUUUCUUUUUUGUGCUCGGUGUCAUUAUCUAAGAAUAACUUGACGGAAGGUUAGUCCUUAUAGUACCCACUCUUAAUGAUCUGUCCUCGACUAGGUCGGCCUGACCAGAAUCACCCCGUGGGAGAAGUAAAGUCAGGGUAGACGCUCUCCCCUCUGUAAUAUCUACUGUCCUUGUCCUUACUCAUAAUUGUUGUUUUUCUUUUAUUGCCCUUACCUACUUCUCUGUUCCUUUUUGCUUUACUUACAUGGACUCGAUCUGAAGAAUAGCAGGGUUGUUGGGUGUAUUUCCAAUGCUGUGAUGUACGCACAAUCUUAUCUACACCAAUAAUUUUCAACAUCUUCCUGAGAUGGGAUUCUUCACGAGCCUUUUUUAUGCAGCCGCAAAAGUUUUUUCCGCAAAAGAUCAGCAUGCCACUAUAGGACUUAGUAUGAGACUAUACUUCGUGAUUAUCGGUGUUUCGUUUUUGUGGGUUUCGGCCAUCUUUUCCCCCAUGCCUUCCUACCCUUCAUCCCCCAACGCCCGAAUCACACUACCCUAAAAUGGGCCGCUGUUAACAGUUUGAACACUCAGGAGUAAACUGUUGACUACCCAAAGGGCCCUCUGCCUCCUCGAUAGUACGUGGGAGUAAUUACUACUGGGGAACUGCAAAUUUUUUUGAAAAUCGUAUGUGUUUCUUAUGGCUGCUGCCAGGCGUUUCGAACAAUGGUGGCAACAUCAAGGGUUGUCUGGCUUUAGUAGUUAAAGUUAGUUACAUGAGUCCAAAUUCUGAUUAACAACCGGCCUUUAACCGAACGUCGUAUGUCUUUUUUGAGUGCGAACCCGACUAAUCAUGUCGGGUCAGUAUUAGCAGUCAGAAACUAAUAAUUGAAAACUUAAGGUAUAUGGCUUAUUUAAAUGUAGACAUGUGGCAGGAAAGCGUUAGCGAAAAAAUUGAUUGUAAUGGCCAUUUCUGCCUCAUUUCCCGUCAUCAUUUGGUGAUGUUGGGACCCUAGUCUGCUCGCAUGAGACUCAAACACGAGUGGUGAGGGCUUCGCCCCACUGUCGAUUGACUCGAAUUCGAAUUUCGGACGUGCAUUCCAAAGUUCGACUGUCUCCUGAUGAUGAAGACAAAUGACAUUCCUUUGUCCCCGUUUUUGUCGAAAAACCUCCUUCAACGAUUACUAAUCGGUUUGCCGACAUUCGUAAUAGAUCGGUCCAGUCCCUCUCAUGUGGCUAAAAUUUUGACAGGGUUUGCUCUAACGACGUAGGCUAGAUUGGGGAUGUACAUAUCCGCACCGUGCGACCGACAGCAGGACUCCAGAUCGAGAAAGUCUCGUAACUUAGUCGCUAGGCGUCUUUCCAACAAUAUAUACAUGCUAAAAAUACUAUACCGUUCCCUCGACCUAGGUGCUAAUUAAAAACUCAGGCACGUGCUUCGCCGACAUUCUGCCGCUGCGUGACACAGCUGCGAGGGGUUCGGCUUCUCAGCGGCUCCCCCAGCGUUCUCUAUGCGGUUUCUGGUAGAUGAAAUUUCAUGCUACUUGUGGUACCACUCGUUUGUAGAAUGGUACUACGUGCUUAUUCCACAGUAGUUGAUUGUCUUCGACUCAAAUGCUCACUGAAAUUUCGGGUCUGACCCUAAAUGUCCCGGAGACCUAACUCCAUGCCCUGCACUAAAUAAUUUCUGAACUUACUUACUUGAUAUAUACAUAUAUAUUUGCCUGUUCCUGACCUUUGUCACCCAUACGGAGCUUGUUUGCUUCGGAAAGCCAAUACAUCGGUGUGCGCCUAUUCCGGAUUGAAUAAAUACCCGAUCUGCAGUGACAGAGAAUGACAGGUGGCGAGGCAUUAAUGAACUUCGGUUCAAUGAAGUGCUUAUGACCCAUCUGGUAGGCUUCAUUGAUGGACCAACUGCGCCAGGUGCGUCUGUGCGCAUGUUUGUGUUUCUGGUCCCCACUGCUGGUCAGGGUUAUGAUUUGCUGAAUGAAGGCAAAAUAAGCCCGAAACAGUACUGUAUCAAUCUACCCGCAUUCUCUAUUGUCCCUUCUUGCUGCUAUUAUGACUUGGCCGACUUCGGCCUACUAAUUGGUUGCCUGUUCGUGACCUUUGCCACCCAUACAUGGCUUGUUUGCUUCGUGAAGCGAAUAGAUCGGCGUGCGCCCAUUCCUGAUUGAACAUAUAUAUAUAUGUAUGUAUGAAAAAGAGGUUCUUCGGAGAAAAUCGAGUUGUGCUCGUGAAUAUUCGGAUUGGUGACACCAACCCGUCGUCAGACGAAAUGAAGUUAAAAGAGAACGUGAGACAGUGACACUAGACUAGUUGACGCGACAGGACAAACAUUGACGGGCGGACCAUUAGCGUGUGAGGAGUAAUGGGAACAGGGAGUCAUGCUGGGUUCUGAGCCGGGAGGGAAGGAGGGUUGGUGUCACCUAUUCGAAAAUUCACAAGUACAACUCGAUUUGUCCCGAAAAACAUCAUCUGUUUUAAUUAUACCGUCUCGGAAUGCAUACCACCUCUGCUCUACAAUAUAUAUAUAUAUAUAUAUAUAUAUAUAUAUAUAUAUAUAUAUAUCAGGUAAAUAAUUUCAGAAAUUAAUCAGUGCAGGACUUGGAGUUUAAUCUCCGGAACAUGGCGUUUUAGGGUAAGGACCGAAAUUUCAAUGAACAUUUGAGUCGAAGACAAUCACCUACUGUGGAAUAACCACGUAAUGCCCAUUCUACAAACAAGUAGUACUACGAGUAGUAUGAAUUCCAUAUGGUAAAGGUAUUAUACCGUACUCCCGACAUAGAUACUUGCUAAAAGCCCAGACACGUGUUUCGCCGAUAUUCUGCCGCUGCGUGACACAGCUGCGAGGGGUUCGGCUCUUCAGUGGGACCCCCAGCGUUCUCUAGCGGUUUCCGGUAUAUGAACUCCAGAGAAUAAUCAGGUGAUUAAUUUCUGAAAUUAUUCACCUGAUUAUUCUCUCUGGAGUUCAUAUACCAGAAACCGCUAGAGAACGCUGAAGAGCCGAACCCCUCGCAGCUGUGUCACGCAGCGGCAGAAUAUCAGCGAAACACGUGUCUGGGCUUUUAGCAAGUAUCUAUGUCGGGAGUACGGUAUAAUGCCUUUACCAUAUGGAAUUCAUACUACUCGUAGUACUACUUGUUUGUAGAAUGGGCACCGCAACUCAUGCCCUUCCACAUGUUGGGAAACGUCAGGCUGAUCUUUACUUCCUUGAUGUCCCACCAAUCUGACUUUAACUCAUCCCCUGACAAUUCGUUGUUUUUGGUUUGUUAGUACGGAUCCAGCACCACUUGUCAGUCUCACUCUUUUGAGAAAACAUUGUUUAAUGAUCAGGGCGUACGAGUGUGUGCAUCACAAUUUCUUUCCUGUUUCAAUCUGUCGAGUCUUUCUUUGCAAACCAGGCCAUAUUUUUUUCUGUCAGAUACCUCUUGGAAUAUCCACCGCAGUAAAUGUUCGUGUGGGUCAAGGCCUCGGUGCUUUCAACCCUAGCGCAGCCAAGUACACCUAUCAUACCGCGCUGACCGCCAUUGGUGAGAACUUUUUUGUGAAGUAUAUCCGAUCUAAAUUCGUGAAAGUACUCACUGUUUUGACAACAUAUCCCCGCUAACCAACCCACCCACCAAAUUUGACUGUCAGCAUUUUAAAAUAAGAAAUGCACUUGUUUUUCAGACUCGCUUACUUGAAGGCCUGCCAUCACUCAGACAACUUCUCGAUAAUGUGCCUUAUCUCCACAAAGUUAUGCGACUUUUAGCUGGAAAUGUUAACCAGUCUUUAAAGUGAAGCUUGCUUCUCGGUUAAAGUGCAUUUUCGAAGUCCUCUGGCGACUUUUAUAGUGGCGCCACAGGAAGAUCGGUUUCUGCGAUUCUUUUUAUUCUGGUCGAUGAACUCUCCAGGUAAAAUUUGCUACAGAGUGAUCACUCGAGCAGUGGCCAAGAUGAAACAGACAUCUUAAAACUAGAGCACGAAAGUUUGGGACGGAAACUUUCGCGCGUUUUCGGAAGUUACACGUCAGAUCUUAUGCUGUCUUGACUGUGUGAGGGACAGACCUCUGUGACAGUUUUCUUUAAUAAGUUCUAUUCUAGAUGUACGGCCACUAUCCAUCGGAACCCAAGACGGUGGUUGCAUAAUUGCUUGCUUAAGUCAAACCUAGCCUUAUCGUAGUAGGUUAAACUAAGCUCAAUGCUCAUUCCUGAUUGAGCUUAACCGUCGUUUUUUUGUUUGACCAAUAGAAUCGUUCGGUUUUUGCAUCUAAUUUUAUUGAAAUACUCCAGUCCACCUAAAAUUGGUUCGAUUUUCGCACAUUGUCGAGCUAACAUCGGAGACUAUUUAGAGGAAGGAGCGUCUUAGAGGUGUAUUUGACUCGAGUCUUCAAUGUUUUGUUGCCGCACCGCACCUACUUCACCCGUAUUGUUGGCGAUGUAAAUAAUGCUCGAUGGCAAGGCAUUGUCUUAUCUCAGGAAAACUACAGAAAUGUUUAUUACGACCCGAAUGCGUCUUCCACCGAUCACGUUCCAUGUCGCUCGUACAAUACAAAUUUUAACCUCCGGUAUGAUUAGUGAUGGUUCUUGUCAUGUCGCGAACCUCUAGUUUUGUCACCCCGAGAAUUCAGCAAACCAUCUUCGCGUCAUCUUAUUUAUAUUUUCAUGUAGAUGCAGUCUUCUGCAUUCUGGUUGUAGGGCAAUGAGUGAGGGGUCUUGGUAUCUGCUGUUUUGGGAACCCCUACCUUUUUAAAUUUUUCUCACGCAAAAAGGAUAUUUCCAAUUAAGUGGCUUUUUCUACUUAAGCGAACUUUGCAACUUUUAUCAACCAUUUACUUCCUCUUUGUUCGCAGCACUGCUCUUCAAUAAUGCAAUCAAUGGACGGCGGCAUUGAAACUCUAGCUAAGAGGAGUCAGAGACUGGAAUAUACACUUAUACUGUGACAGACGCAUUAACUAGUCCGUAUGUUGUAAAGAAACUGUGACUUUAGUGCCGAGACAUAGAAAACUCAUGCACAGUGGGGGAAUACCCCCUGCGAGGCGGCAUCGAACCACUGCUGCCUCCAUCCUCCCCUUCUGAUGGUGCUGGGUGCGCUGCCCCUGAGUUAUUGCCUCUGUCGUUUAUGUUAAUUAGUCGCAAGUGGCGAACUUGAGUGAGGGAGUGUAGGUGCUGUUCCUGCUGUCGCAGUAACACGUCACCCGAGUUCUUCUUUUCUCAUCACAUGUGAUUCCAUUUCUGGUGACCGUGCAGUUAAACUUGAAUCGUGAGGACUUCGAGUGAUUAUUCGAUGACGUUCAUUCGCACCCCCUCUGGCUUUAUAUCAUCAAGCGUGUUCACGCAUACGCAUAUCGACAAUCGUUGUCACAGGUAUGGUCAUCUAGAGUGAAAAUUCCCACAGAGUAGGUGUUCUCCUGAAAUUUUCUAUUCUCUUUGACGCUCUCUGCUGCCUACUGCCUGGCAGAUUGAAUGGUUGAAUUGGCGUCGUAUUUUUUUACUACCCCCAAACAUAUGAUGAUUCGUAGUGUGUUUUAUGUCUUCCCGCCUACCAACAAACUCAUACUUUUAAGUGUUACCAAAUAACUCUUUCUGUCUAUUAUAGUUCUCAUAGUCUUUCUUACGGCCGCCCCUGUCGUAAUGUUGCGACAUAGCAUCCCUUUCAUAUUUACUUCAGACCUGUAAGUACUACUUAUUCCACCUUUGAUGUUUAUUUUCCUAGUGCACUCCGUUUUGUCCCGAGUCUUGUGUUUAAGUUGCACGGGAGUUUUCCCAACUCUUUAAACAUAAUUUCUCCGUCUGAUAGAUUGACUCCGAGUAGUGCUCACUGGCACUAUGACACUGCGAUAGGACCUAUCCCUUAAGGGCUUCGUCAGUGAAUGCACAAGGACGCAUUCUUGUGGAUUAUCAGUAGAGGCCUUGCGCAGAAGUAAUAGGUGUAAAUUGUCCGACCGUUCACAUUCCUGCACUCCUGGGCAACACGGCUUAAUUUUAUUUAUUUAAGAGAGAGGCGCGCUCGUCAUACUAUUGAUAAGCAGUUUGGUAAAUAUCCAUUUGCCCCAAGGAAUGUGGGAAAUGUCUCCCUGACCAAAAUAUUUAUCAGUAGCGUUGGCUUACAUUGUUUUACUGGCAGAUUUGCAAACGAACCUUUUCCAACUGAACUCCAGACUCACUUAUCAUCUUUUUAUUUGAGAACUUUAACGGCGCAUACUCUAAGUGAAAUUCUUGUCUGCGCAUUUUCCCCAUUAACCGAUUCUACGGCUUAAUCUUCCUCCCGCUUUAAUGGCAUUUGAGUAUAGACAUACCUAUCCUUCCGGUUGUUUUGACAUCAUAGCGUUUGUGAGACUGCAUGUUUGCAGCCAAAAAUUUCUGUAAACCACACUUUAGGGGAGUUUCCUUUCGGGAAACACGACGUAGAGUCGUAUUUACGACCCCUUUAAAGGUAUUCAGUCUUCAAAUUUAAUUAUUAUACUUUCAGUAAAGGUAGGAAACACUGUUAAUCCAUCUUAAACUUUCCUGAAAACUACCCUACUUGUUGCAGAGUUUGAAUGCUCGGUAAGGAUUGCGUCUGUGACUCCCCGGCAGGACAUGGCACAAGAAACCUCCCCCCCCCCGUAAUAUAGGUGGAUUUGCCCUAUAUUCAAGCAAAAUAAUUGUUAAAUUUAAGUUUAUUGUUAGGGCUGGCGUUAAGCUUAGAGGAGGAACACGGUAAUAGGUACCCCUCCUGGGGUUUGGCACAAAGCCACAUAUAUUACGGGCAGUGGGGCGUUCCCAUUCCCGUAUCUGGACGGGCCAUAUAAGAAAUGGCAGAAGGGUGCUCACCAAUUGCGGUUGGGAACUCAUUCGUCCCGUUGUACCUUUUUGGCUCUCUCUGGAGCCCCGUCAGCAGCCGCGCAGCGGCGCUUUGCUAUAGGCAGGAUAACAAUACCGACAAAGACAAGGGAGACUGGAAUGGCCAUUUCUGGCUUUUUAGCCGUCGCCAGCGAUUCAUGCCCAAUCCCCAGUUGUGGAACACCUGGGACUCGAUACCGCGACCUAUAACGCGAUCGACGAGCGCCCUUCUACCGUCGUGUAUACCCGAUCGCAACCGACAGGACAACAAGCCCAUGGCUCAGUGGCUUGGGGCGUUGGAAUCCUGACCAACGGGUCGUGGGAUCGAGCCUCAGGUGUUCCACACCUCGGGGUUAGUUUGACUGGCUGAAGGCGGCUAGUAAGACAGAAAUGGCCAUCCCAGUCUCCCUUGUAUUUGUCAGUAAUGCCAUUCGGCGUAUAGGAACUACUCACCUAAUAUUCAUGUGGAGGUUUUGUCGCUGGGCGUUCUUGGAAGGCCGGAAAAUAUGCUGAAAUUAGGCAACAGAGACUCGUGGAUCACAAUUUUUGCAUGAUUACCUGCCCCGGCAGGUUAUUUACUCCUGGUUUAGUCAGUUAACUCCUGUCGCAGGCCAUUUCUUUUGAGAUAUCACCGAUUUCCCCAUCUUUACUUUUCAGUGAAGUGGCUGCCAAGGCCACAGAGAUCAUUCCCAUGUUGUUCAUAUUCCAGCUCUGUGAGGGCUUAGCUGUAAGUCUGUUACGCUUUUGCCAUCUUUGACCUCAUGCCUAUUUUAAACCAACGUAAAACUCAGGACAUGUACUUCAUCUAUUAAUAAACGUAAUGCGUCUGCAGGACUGUAACCGUUUGCCUUUGCUAAAAUGAAGACACUUCGCGUCUCAUGUGAGAGCAGUUGGUUUUUGUUGCCUUCCCGAAAUCACCACUAACCUGUUUAUCUCUAAUAUCGGACUGAACCAGCUAUUCUAUUCAUGUUGUAGCAUAUCUGUCCUUCGGGAAAUUUCAGCUGACCGCGACUAACGAUAACCGUUUCCUUGUUUUAAAUAGGCGCGUAUUGUUUACUUUCAGACAUUUAAGCCGUGUUUUAAAAGGCGGAAGUGUCGUUUUCACUCUCACGCAGGAUGUUGAUGAAAUGCUUUCACUUUACUUGUUAAUGAAAUCAUUUUACGCCAACGGGGACUUUUUAAGAAAAACCAAACAGACUUUUAUUUCGAUUGUUCAUCGUUCUAGGAAGGAAAGAUGCCCCUCUCGGUAGCCCUCUUAUGCUUCGCAGUAAAAAAACGAUUUCUAUGCUUUUUUGGGCUUUUUGAUGUGUACUUUGGCCGAUGUUAGUCUCGCAACUGGUCAUCGAUGACUACUCAUGUUUGGGAAGAGGAUGUUCUACACGAAGUAAUACGCCUCUCGUAGUUAACCAAACAAAUUUCCCCUCAUAACCUAGUAAUCAUGGUUGAAUAAUCUGUCUUGUCUUCACUCCACCGGUUCGAUUCUUUGCAAAGGAAGAUUAUAUCUUCAGUAACCUUUGAUCAUCCACUGAGAACAGCUGUAACACAUGUUCCACCAAGGCCACUGCACACAGAAAAGGUGAAAACUUUAGUUCUCAUGCCGAUAAGUCCUAGAACCUGCGCUCUUUUUUCUUCUCUGUAUUGCCGAGAAACACCGAAUAUUUUAUCUGGAUACCAUGUGGAUUCUCCAAAUCCUCGAACGUUACGAAUAAGGACUGGAGGUCUGUGGAAGAGGCGAUAUAGGCGUAUUUGUUCAUUUUUGCCCAUCACAAAACUCAUUUGAACAUUUCCACUGGCAGACUAUAGGAAAUAGGGCACUCGCACAGCCAGAAAACAGAUGUCAUUUGAUAAUUUGAAGCCAUUUACUUGUGGAAUUCGCGCCUGGUAUUUUGCCAAAUAUGAGCGACCCACAUCUCAGCCUUGUGGACUUUCCAUAUUUCCUUAUCUCUGCCUCGCAAACCGAGCUUAUCAUAGUCUUCCCUGACAUUCUUGUGUUAUUCAAUUUGCUUUUUAACCCUUAAGCUUUUUGCCCACUGCGUCGCCAACUUUCCACUCACUUUCAGGGUGUCUCUGAGGCAGUCCUACUUGCCUGUGGUCGACAGGUCCUCGGAGCUGUUACCAUCUUCUUCGGCUAUUACGCACUUGGGCUGCCUCUCUCCUUUUUCUUUUAUUUAAAGUGUGACCUCGGAAUCAUUGGUAGGUCCUCCUUUCUUGGUCCUUAGUCGAUCAUCUAUAGCACGAACUCACCGCUCUUUGACUUAUCCCCCACUCACUUUGUUGACUUGCAUACCGUUAGCUGUGCUCGGACGCCUGCUCUUCAUUUUCUCCACUCCAACCCUAAGUGGAUACAUCCCUCGAAGCCUUUAGCUUGAUUGGUCGAACGAAUAGGGAGUUAUGCAUAUCGGAAAACUUUAUUAUUUCACAACGGCAGCGGACACAAACGGCCUCAACUGCACAGUUCUAAGCUUCGCUUCCUCAUUCCAAUGAAAAGUUUUCCCUCCGGGUGACUCCUCAGUCACAAACUGUGCUUGAGCCCCGCGUUUAUUCGGAUCCUUCCCUGCAGUAAUAUGGUCUCAUCUAAGGCUGGCAUAGAAGCGUGACUUCCAUACAUUCUGCUGCGAUAUCGUUGGAUUCUGGUUUGUUUGCUAACUAGUUUUGUUCCCUUGGGUUAAAUGAGCUCGUGGAAGAUUUCUGUAUGAGAACGGUGCUCGAUUCAGCAAAUGCAGACAAAAGCAGUUGUUUAGGGACUGCUCUGCCGUCAGCAUUCUUCUAAUUUUUCUUAAUUACGAUGAGUCUCAUUCUGUCAGUUUGGGGAUUUCCAUUCUCAGGUGGUUUUAAGUGCCAGAGGUAAACUGAAUAAAACAGAAGGGAGACGAAAACAGCAGUCCUUUUCGGUUGGUUCAGUAAGUCUUAGUAAGUUGUUGUCGCAAUUUCCCGGCACUGUUCCUACCCACCUUUAAUAUUGUUUACUUGGUAGUUGGUUCCUUAUUCACAUGGAGCUAGUUUGCUUUGUGCUGCCAGCCAGAUCGCGGUGCGCUCUUUCCAGUAGGAAUCAGGGAGAGCGCACAGGGUGUCGUGGUCAGCGCCCCAUGUCGCCGUGAUACGGUCACUCCUGAUUCACGAUGCGCUUACUUGACCAUUCCAUGACAAUGCAUUUGCGAUUCUCUUUAAUGUAUUUUACGGAUGCUUCGUCCUGUAAAGCUGCUUGUGGAUGCCAAAUACGAGGUCGGCAAACCAUAAGAAACAAAAGCAACCCUGUCCGCAACCCAUUGUCCCCUCGCCUGCCAGAGUGAAUUUGCCCGUUCUGACAGCCUGGAGUAUUUGUCAGAAUUUCGACAGCCCAAUGCUCAACCGAACAUUAUGGAUGACGACUCUCAUUGCACGUAAACUUUUUGGAUGCAGGGAGGAUAUCACGGCCAUCAGCAGAACCCGCUACAUCGUCCAUGGCCAAAUGUAUGAAUUAGGGAUGAAAUACACCUGGAGUGCACUCUCAAGGACAAAGCGACGAGACCCUGUGGUAGACCUCGCCAUAAAGACCAGCAUUAUGAGGCAAAUGUUGUCUCUCCUGUAGAAUUAUCGGUUGUCAAUGACCAUGAGGCCUCUACCCGUAGGAGGAAUUCGUCGCAGUCAUCAGCUCCUAUACCAGUCCCCGGUGGUGAUGUAAAGGACAAGUUCUACGACGACCCACAUGUCUCUAUGUCUGUGCUAAAGGCAGAACUACCACCUCGUGAGGAUGGGAAGUACACGUCUACCGGAACAACUCUUCUAUGGUGAUGUCGCCACGGGUACUCGUCGACGACAACGACCAAAACGGCGCUAUAAGGAUACUUUGAAGAGCUCUUUGAAACGACUGAAGAUCAACCAGAAGACCUGGGAGAACCUCGCCCAGAACAGACAUAAAUGGUGAAGUGAAGUCCAGCUCAGCCAUCUACGAAGCAAAUCGGAUCGUCGCCGCCAAAGUCAAAAGGGAGGCGCGCAGGUCGCAUGUGCCUCGACUCAUCAAUGCCAACGGCCAGCCGCUUCCGAUAUGCCCGCGCCGUCGCCGCGCAUUCCGCGCUCGAAUCGGCCUUGUAGGACAUCUUCGGACGCAAAGCGUUAACAACCCGACAACAUCGACUUCUCCCACGUUCGCCCAUACCGCAAACCCCGCGACAACGACCACACUCGUCACCGCGAUCACACUGUUGCUGUCCCGCAGCCACCGACAUCAUCCGCCCUGCUCCCACCUCAGCGACCAGCGCCGCCAAUACCACGACACCACACUCUCCCCCACCAGUGAGACGUCGUCCGAAGUCACAUCACCUGCUUCCUUCACCACCAGCAUCUCCACCUCCAGCGAUGUGGACUCAGUCCAUACAUGUCCUCAUUGCGAUCGCACAUUCAUGUCACACAUCGGCCUAGUUGGUCGCUUGCGGAUUUACCUCACAGAGACUGGCGAAUCAAUGCCUGGAGCACUCACACUCGCCGCAUCCGCUUCCACUGUCCACGCUGUCCCCGCACAUCCACUCAUCGCAUGGACCUACCGGGUCAUAUGCGUAUCCACGACAGAGGAAUUCAUCGCAGUAUGACGCAUCUAGUAAGCCAAGCACACCCAUCAUGCCUAGCCAAAUCAACAUCUCAUUGCCCAGCGCGUCCAUCACCACUACCACCGCCGCCGCCACCACCACCACCACCACCACCGAAUUCGGUUUCUAAACUCCCGAUCAAUCCAGCCCACACUGUCCCUGUACAUUUGCCUCACACAUUGGCCUGGUCGGUCACUUGCUAAUCCAUCGCGCAGGCACUGGCAUACCUGUUCCUGCAGCACCAACCUACACUCAUCGCAUUCGCCUCCAGAACCCGUACUGUCCCCGCGCAUUCAGCCACCGUAUGAGCUUACUGGAUCACAUGCGUAUUCACAAAAACCUGUGGUAGACAACCACCGGCUACAAACUAUCACACCUUCCACCACCAGCACGUGCACCACACAACAACGUUACCCACCGCGAAAACUUAAUUGCCACCUCCCACGCAAUUGGGAAGUGUGUUUUUCGGCCCCUUCUGCAUGUGGCUCCUCUGCUGCAUGUGCGGUCUGAGUCUGAGACUAUCACGGUGCGCUAAUCACUGUGGUUUGGAAGGCUGUAGACUGACGCCUCAACUCAGCCCGCACAGUCUGCCCAGUUGUGUGCGUUUGUUUGCGGUGGCGGACUGAUGGGUUUAGAGUCGGCUGCCACGACUCCUUAACGUGACCUCUCACGCAUAUGAGGAGUGUGUUUUACGGGCAGCGCCUGUCAGUCGAUGGAUAACUGGUAACUGAAGUGGGAAAAGAGUAUCCCGGUAAAUAGUUUCCUGGAAAGAGCGGGUGUGUUCAGUAUUUAUAUUAUGUCGAAGGAUAAAGUGGGAUAGAUAAAUAGCAAUUAUACUGAAGAUUGUUAAAUUCGACUUUAACCAACCGCUACGCGCUUGCGACGGCACAACCAUGAGCACUCAGUGUUAGUGGAGGGGAAUUAUGUUUGCCCACCGUUUCUUAUUUUGCUGACUCAAUUUCUCAGUCCUUUUUUCUCCACUGGCAUUUUUACCAUCUGCGACACAGCGGAAUGUUACAGUGUUUUCUCAGGGCGGGCAGCUUCAUCAUCAUUAUUAGGUUUACGUACGAGUUGAAGGAAUAAAGAAUACCAUGUUAAGUUUCGUCACAUGAAACUUUUCUUUGCUCUCGAUUCCAUUAUUUUUUUCACGUUUCGAAUGCUAUCGGUUUUUUUCCUUUUUCAUAAAGGGAUGUGGAUUGGCAUAGCCGUUGGUUUCCUUGUUACUGCUCUGACGUACACAUUCUUCGCUCUCCGCACUGAUUGGUUACAGCAGUCCAGAAGGGUAGGUUUCCUGGUCAGUUUUCCUGUAAACCCGUAUUUCGCCUGUAAUUUGUCCCGUUUUCCCUUGUUUAAUUACAGGCGCUGAAUACUGUUCGGCAGCAGUCACACGCAUUCGCCGGUGAGUUGCUUCCCUUCGCUUUGAACACUCUUGUUGACGUCUUUUAACUGAUCCGAGGUCUAUCUGUAUAGCGCUCUGGUGUCAAUAAUUCCGUUCUCUGCUAUGAAACUUCUUGUUUGCGUCCUCACCUCUUGUUCAGAGUGUUGUUGGGCAUGAGACGGGCCCUCGUUUUGAUUUGAUCUUAUAGUCCCUUUGCUGUAUCCCUGACUUUAGUUCAGACGGUAAGAGGUAAAGCAGGCGGCUGACGGAAUCUUCGUAAAAUCUAAGCGACAAUGCUGCUUGAUAUAGAAUAUUUUUAGCAAUUCGUGUCUUAGUAGGUUGCCAACUGACACGAUAACACAAUCAUCAUGAGUGUAUUUUAAGCGAAUGUACGUUUCGGAUGUCAAGUUACAAUGGCUCCCCCCCCCCAAUGUGGUCUUUAUUGCGUUUAUUGAAGCCUGGCGCGUGCUGCAGAGGCCAGGUCGUAUGUGGCACGCGUAGGCGGGCUGUAAAGCUUUGUCAACCACUGCGCAUGAGCUCACCUCCGGUUGUCUCGACAUUGUCUCAUCAUCGGAGCCUGGCGGUCAAUGGAGGAAAGGGUGAAGUAGAUGCUGCAAAGGUCCACCUCAGCAUAAACUAGUUCCCGCACACAUCGCCCACUCCUUUGGGAGCACGGUAGACGUCGCGACGACCGAACUAUCAUGCCUGGAAAUGGUUUGGGUUACUUUAUAUGUUACAGACUUUGCGAGUCCUGCCGGGGACUCUCCUAAGUGCUGUGCGAAUCUACUUUCCAUUGGGAAACGUCAAUUCUGUCUGCCGACCUUUUCAUUCAGGUCGUUCACAUCGAAGUAACUCAUGCUUGUCAGGCAAUUCCUCUUGACGAAUUUUUUCCCGACAGUCUGUCCAUCGCCUUUGCAUGCACCCCCAUAUUUAAGGGAAUUCAAACUGCUCGCAAGUAGCUGAGGGUCUCUGCUGAGAACGCUGUUAACCUUGACACAUUGUGUGAUCGUGACGAUAUUGGAUCCUGGUCCUUACGGGCGAUUUAAAGGGAAUAUCUAUUAAUAUACACAGAUGAUGGCCAUGACCACCGCAGCCCAUAGCCAGAGUAAUAAUUGCGAAUUCAAACGUCUAGCGGUUUCGCCUAAUCUGGCGGCAAGCGUUUCCUCGUCGUGCGCGUUCGCUGUUUCCGGGGUUCACUUUAAAGAAUUAGACUAACCCCCCGGUAUAGGUAGGGAAAUCUAAUUGGGUUGGGCAGACAGGGUCAUGGCCUCAUAGACGGUGUCAAUCAUGGACCUGCUAAACAACCCGUUGCUAGUGGACCUGCAAAUUGGCCCUUUCUGCAAGUUGAGGGUAGAAUUUUGCUAGAUUGGCGGUCGCUUUGAGCCAGUAUAUCAGCUCAGUCGGAAGGAUAUCGAAGCACCAUUCGCGGUUUUCAUCUGUAUUGCAGUACGUACCUUAUUGUUUGAUUUAACUGAUUUUAUGCAGUCUUCCACCACUUCGCGUUUGACACACCCUUGGCGUAUACGUUUCUUUUUUCUUUUUCCUACAGACCAUGAAAUCAUUGAAGAUGGCAUCUCCGGAAUCACCUCGUUCAGCGAUUGCUCCGAGAAACCAUACUGGUCGUCGACUACUCGACGCUCCUGCAACUACGCGGUCAGAGUUCGUGUCUUCCUCUUUAUCCUUAUCGGGUUUCUUCUCUUCGGGUCUAUUGUACACCGCAAAGCCAUAGCUGUACCCCUGUGGUUUGAGCGGUGUGUGGAGGGCCUGCGGUUAAAUGGCACCUUAGCACCCUACUGUUCAAUGGAUCUCGCAGGCGUUAAGGCCGCUGCAACUCUGUCCACCUAA